Molecule: messenger RNA, 7807 nt
Organism: Esox lucius (northern pike)
Lineage: Eukaryota; Metazoa; Chordata; Actinopteri; Esociformes; Esocidae
Gene: atrx
Product: ATRX chromatin remodeler
Exons: 33
Coding region: 200-6718 (2172 amino acids)
Cellular component (GO): nucleus
Molecular function (GO): ATP hydrolysis activity; ATP binding; ATP-dependent chromatin remodeler activity
Source: RefSeq, a predicted model, not a curated record
CAUUUUAGUGCGUCUCUCCAACCAUCCGGCAAGAUGGCGCCCUUGCUUUGUCUCCACUGAACAGGGUUGCUUCAAUAUUCUAUUCCCCCCCAAAAUAGAAACUACUGAGAUUAGAAGCCGUUGCAUCUUUGGGACGACCUGCCAAGAACUUCACGUUUCUCAGUCAUUCAAGAAAUGACGACAGAGAAUAGUAGGUAACAUGAGUAAGGCCUCUACUGAAUCUGCCGACCAUAUGAUGGAGGAAGAGGAGGUAUGUCCGCAACCUGGGAGCUCAACAGAAACUGUUAGGCCGUCCUCCUCUCGCACAAAGAGGAAGUCAGCUGUCACAUCCAAGCACACUGAAUGGAAGGAGUCUGACACCUCGGGUGAGAGUGGAGCGGAUGACGAUGAGUCCGACGUCCCUUCUGAUGAUGUGGUGGUGGUUCGGCGCCUUGACAAGAAAGAGGAAAAGAGUAAGGCCAUGAAGCUCCGGGUGGAUCCAUCGAGGAAGAAGACCGAUACGACCCUGCAGGAGAGGAUCGACUGCACAGCCUGUGGGCAGCAGGUCAACCAUUUCCAGCGUCACUCUGUGUUCCAGCACCCCAUGCUUCACGUCCUGCUGUGUAAGUCUUGCUAUAAGUAUUACACCAGUGAUGACAUCAACAAAGAUGAGGACGGCAUGGACGAGCAGUGCAGGUGGUGCGCUGAGGGAGGGAACUUGAUCUGCUGCGAUUACUGCCACAACGCCUUCUGCAAGAAGUGCAUUCUGCGUAACCUGGGUCGCAAGGAGCUGUCCAUGAUCACUGACGAAAACAACAAAUGGUACUGCUACAUCUGCAACCCCCAGCCCCUCACUGACCUCACCACCUACUGCUCCAACGUCAUGGCUAAGCUGGAGGACCUCUGGAGAACAGGGCGCAAGACAGAGAAGGAGGAGAAGGAACGGAGGAAGGACAAGAAGGAGUUGAAAGGUCACAAGAAGGUGACAGGCCACCACCAUGGAAAAGCUGUGGUGAACGGUAAAGAGUAUUCAGAUGGGUCCGGGACGCUGACCUUCUCCUACAAGGCCAUGAAGGUCCCCAAGGAGCUGGUCAAGAGAACUAAGAAGCUGAUUGAGACGACCACCGGCCUCAACAACACCUUCAUACAGUUCAUCCAGCAGGUUGAGGAUGAGCAGGGAGGUGGUGGAGGCGCCACCAGGCAGAGACACCUCAAGGCCUUCAGGUCUGUCCUGGCGGAUCUGAAGAAGGCCCAUGCAGCCUUGGAGGUGGAACUGGAGGCUCAGUUCAGUUCUUCCCAGGAUCAGAGCCAGCAGAACGGGGAGCCUGAACAGCACAGUGCCGUUUCUAAUAGUAGCAGUCACGUUCAGAUGGACAACAAGGUAGAGAGUGGGGACGGGCAGGAGGCAGAAAAGGACAAAAUGGCUAUCAAUGAAGGUGGGAAUGAGGAGGAUGGCAAGGACGGGAGGGUAGAGGAUGCAGAGAUGGAGGGAAGCCCCGCCCAAGCCUCUCAGGACCACUUGGACUCAGAGACUGAAGUCUUGGCCAAUGAUCGGACCAAGUUGAAUGCUGGGGGAAAGAAGGAGGAGAGAACGGAAGAAGAGGAGGAGGAGGAGGAGGAGGAGGGAGCAGAGAAGUGUGAUGGUGAUCAGGACAUUGUGUCCAUUGGACCAUCUGUCCCUGAUGAGUUGUUCCAGAUGGUUGAAAGUCUGGCGGACUCUACGGGGUUAACACCAGGUAACGAUGAUGUAGAACCUAAAGAGGCCAGCAAAUCUCAGAGCCCUGACGCCAUUUCUAACAGGAAGAUGCACAACACCCAAAAGUCUCCUCCCAAGGUGAAGAACCUGAUUGUCAAGUUGACCCCCGUUCCUGUGGUAACCAUACGAACCUCCAGGUCUAAGAGCAAGGAUGGAGGGAAGGAGAAAGAAAGAGAGAAAAACAAGUGUGUAGAGGAAACCAAGGAGGAGUAUGAAGGUGAAACUACAGGGUCGGGACAGGAGGAGAGCCCCCCUCACAGCCGACGCUCAACCCGGACCAAAACGACGCCACUCAGGAACAAGAAGAAUGCCUCCUCUCAAGAGAACAGUGACAGCGACUCAGAUGGCGAGGAAAAGGGCAAGCUGAAGAGAAAUACCAAAGGCUGUUCCAAGACUGAAAAGAAGGAGGAAGGGGGGAAAGAAAAGGAGAAGGAAGGAAGGAAAGAGAACAAAACCUCCUCCAAGACCUCAAACCCCUCUAAACAGGAUGUGGACUCUGAUUCCGAUGAGGUUCCCGAUGUUCUGCUUCAGACUGCAGAAGCAGAACACAGUUCGGACGAAGGCGACAUGCAGCAGGACUGCAAUGACGUGGCCUCCUCAAAGGCUUUGAACACAAACCCCUCUAAACAGGAAGUGGACUCUGAUUCCGAUGAGGUUCCGGAGGUUCUGCUCCAGAAUGUGGCAGCGGAACACAGCUCGGAUGAUGACAAGGUGCAGCAGGACAGCAAUAAUGGCAAACAGGAUAACAGGAGAGUCAGGAAGUGCCCGCUGAAACUCAACAAGACAGAUGAAGAGAGAGACGGAGGGACGAAAGACAAAGAGAAGACUGACAAGAAGCCGGCAGCCAAACGUAAACUGAAAGCAGACGACUCCGACAACACUGAGUCGGACUCGGACGAAGAUCGAAAGAAGAAGAAAAAUAGGUCAUCCACAGCUUCUUCCAAGAACACAUCCAAGAAAAAGAUGAAGCAGAAGGGCUUGGAGCACUCUUCUAACUCUGACUCUGACCUGGAGAAAGAGAUUAAGUCACUCAGCAGACUGAGGCCGGGGAAGAGGAGGAGCAGCCGUGCUAAAAAAGGAGAAAAGGAGGAGGAGGAUGACGAGGAGGAUGAGAAGAGCAAGGCUGGGGAACGGAAAAGGUCAUAUGAGCUGAAGCGCAAAACUAGAGUUAAACUAGCUUCCAAGCAGCAGGACUCAUCAUCUGAUGAUGAGGAGGAGGAGAGAGAUGAGGGAUCUGGAGAAGAGAGUGGAGACCAGCAGAAGAUUAAACCCAUAGUGGAGGAGACACUAGUUGCUGGAAGGGAUGCCUUCCUACAAUCCUCCGGAGAUGAAGGUAAUCAUGAGACCUCACAGAUGGCUGAAGAUGACGAUGAUGACGACCCAGAGAACAGAAUUGCCAAGAAGAUGCUUUUGGCCCAAAUCAAGGCCAAUUACUCCUCAGGAGCCGAGGAGAGCUCUGAUGAUGAUGGACAGGAGAGAGACCCAGAGAAAAAGGGAGAGGAGGAGGAUGAAGAGCCGGAGGAAGAGGAGGGUGAUGAUGAUGAUGAUGAUGAUGAUGAUGAUGGCGACUCUGCCUCUGACGUGGACGUGAAGAAGGGUGCUGGGCGCCGCCACCGGCUCCUCCGCCACAAACUGAAGCUGAGCGAGGGAGAGUCUGGAGACGAGAAGCCGGCCAAGGGAAAGAAGGAGACAAAGACAAAAAGGACCAGGCGGAAAGUUGGCACUGAUGACUCUGAGGAUUCAGACUUUGAGGAGUCAGCUGGCAGCAGCGAGUCUGGAGUGAGUGAGGUGAUCAGUGAGGAGUCAGAGGAGGGGGGCAGCCGCAGGAGGACAACUCGCUCCUCCAAGAGGAAAGACAAGAAGAAGGAGGAAAGGAGCUACGCCCAGAAAAAGAAACGGCGAAGGAUCAAGGUUCAGGACGAUUCCUCCGAGGAGAAGGAUGAUUCUGCGUCAGGGUCAGGAAAGGAAGAUGGAGACACUCCCAAAGGUCAGAGGAAGAAGAUCAGAAAAAUCCUGAAGGAUGACAAGCUGAGGACAGAAACGAGGGAUGCCCUGAAAGAGGAGGAGGAGAGGAGGAGGCGCAUCGCUGAGAGGGAGCAACUGAGGGAGAAACUCAGAGAGACUUUGUAUGUCCCUCCUCCGGAUCAGGUGCUUGUGGUGGAGGAGGAGUCAGCCGUUGCUUGCCCAAUCACAACCAAACUAGUGCUGGAUGAAGACGAGGAGACCAAGGAGCCCCUGGUGCAAGUCCACCGCAACCUGGUCACCAAACUGAAACCACAUCAGGUUGACGGUGUCCAGUUCAUGUGGGACUGCUGCUGUGAGUCUGUGAAGAAGACCAAGACCAGCUCUGGAUCCGGCUGUAUCCUGGCUCACUGCAUGGGUCUGGGCAAGACGCUCCAGGUGGUGACCUUGGUGCAUACCCUCCUGUUGUGUGAGAAGUUAGAGUUCUCCACUGCUCUCAUUGUUUGUCCCCUCAACACUGUUCUCAACUGGCUCAAUGAGUUUGAGAAGUGGCAGUUUGGCUUUAAGGACGAGGAGAGCCUGGAGGUGACUGAGCUGGCCACGGUGAAGCGCCCUCAGGAACGGGCGUACGCCCUGCAGCGAUGGCAGGAGGAUGGAGGCAUCAUGAUCAUCGGCUACGAGAUGUACCGCAACCUCACGCAGGGACGCAACAUCAAGAGCAAGAAGCUCAAAGAGACCUUCCAGAAGACGCUGGUCGAUCCUGGGCCAGACUUCGUGUUCUGUGACGAGGGCCACAUCCUGAAGAAUGAGUCGUCGGCUGUCUCCAAAGCCAUGAACUCUAUCCGGACCCGGCGAAGAGUGGUUCUCACUGGAACCCCACUGCAGAACAACCUGAUAGAGUACCACUGCAUGGUGAACUUCAUCAAGGAGAACCUUCUUGGUUCAGUCAAGGAGUUUAGAAACCGUUUCGUCAACCCCAUCCAGAACGGUCAGGCUGCUGACUCCACAGACCAGGAUGUACGUAUCAUGAAGAAGAGGGCUCACAUCCUCUACGAGAUGCUCAACGGAUGUGUUCAGAGAAGAGAUUAUUCUGCCCUGACCAAAUUCCUGCCUCCAAAACAUGAGUAUGUGAUAUCUGUCCGAGUCACUCCCAUCCAGUGUACCCUCUAUCGAUACUACCUGGAACACUUAACAGGUGCAGGGAGCGUGGUGGAGGGGGGUCGGGGAAGAGCUGGGACUAAACUCUUCCAGGACUUCCAGAUGCUCAGCAGAAUCUGGACCCAUCCCUGGUGCCUGCAGCUUGACUACAUCAGCAAGGAAAAUAAGGGGUACUUUGAUGAAGAUAGCAUGGAUGAGUUCAUCGCCUCAGAGACAGAAGAGUCUUCUAUGAGCAUGACUUCAGAGGAUGAGAAGCCGAAAAAGAAGAAGAAGCAAGGAAAGUCGAAGAAGAAGGGGAGUGAUGACAGUGACAGUGAUGCUCUGGAGGUGAUAAAAGAUUGGAACACCAGUUCUAGAGGGGGGGACCCUUCCAGCCGCAACCGGGCCGAGCCUGAAGAAGAAGUCCGCCCAGCGUCCAGCCCUGGCACCAGGAGCCCAGACUGGCACAAGGAGUUUGUGACUGAGGCCGACUCUGAGAUCCUGGAGCAUUCUGGGAAGAUGGUGCUGCUGUUUGAGAUUCUCCGCAUGGCCGAAGAGGUGGAAGACAAAGUUCUUGUAUUCAGCCAGUCUCUGAUCUCUCUGGACCUGAUUGAAGACUUCCUGGAGCUGGCUGGCCGGGCCAAAGAAGAAGAGAAACCCUCUCCUUAUAAAGGUGAGGGGAAGUGGUUCCGGAACAUUGACUACUACCGUCUGGAUGGUUCCACCAACGCUCAGCACAGGAAGAAGUGGGCUGAGGAGUUCAAUGACAGCAGCAACGUUCGUGGGCGACUGUUCCUGAUCUCCACUAAGGCUGGGUCUCUGGGUAUCAAUCUAAUAGGAGCGAACCGUGUCAUUAUCUUCGACGCUUCCUGGAACCCCUCAUAUGACAUCCAGAGCAUCUUCAGGGUCUAUCGCUUCGGACAGCUCAAGACUUGCUAUGUCUACCGAUUCCUAGCUCAGGGAACCAUGGAGGAGAAGAUCUACGACCGACAGGUGGCCAAACAGUCUCUGUCUUUCCGGGUGGUGGACCAGCAGCAGAUUGAAAGACACUUCACCAUGAAUGAACUGACAGAACUCUAUACCUUUGAGCCGGACCUGCUGGAUGACCCCACUGGCAAGAAGAGCAAGAGAUCUACGCCCGUGUUGCCCAAGGACCCUUUCCUUGCGGAGCUGCUCCACAGCAAUAAGGAGCAGAUUGUCGGUUACCAUGAACACGACUCACUGCUGGACCACAAGGAAGAAGAGGCACUCAGCGAGGAGGACCGCAAGGCAGCCUGGGCCGAGUAUGAGGCAGAGAAAAAGGGUCUGUCUCUGCGUGUGAACCAUGGCGCGUUUGGAGGGCAGAUGGACAUGAGCGGAGCUAACAGCUUCCACCCCUUCAACGUGGCGGCGCUGGCCUCUAUGACCAACCAACAGCUGGAGGAGCUGAUUAACCAGGGCCGUCAGAAGGUCAUGGAGGCCACCAACGCCCUGAAGUUCCUGCCCAGGGAGUCCCUAGAAGACACCAUUGGGAGAUUGUGGAAGGAGAAUCCUGCCCUGUCGGAGGCCCAGGUCCAGUCCAUGGCGCUGGGCAGACAGGCCAGUGUGGAGCUGGAGCUGAAACGCAGGGAGGCGGUCUACAGAGACGUACUGAACAAGCAGCAAACGCUGAUGAUGUACGUCCAGAAGGUCAUUGCCAAUCGAAAGGUCAGAGAGCAGCAGAUCGCCAUGGCCAACCAAGCCCAACUGAUGAGCCAGAUGAACGGCAUGCUGGGAGCUGGAGGACUCAGCCAGAUGGAACUGCUGGGGUUGUACCAACAGCUGGGAGCACUGCAGGGUCUACCCUCGCACCCCUCCAUGGGGGGCAAGAACCCCGGACCCUCCCAGGGAGGGGGUCACCUGUAAGGGGAAGGGCACCUAGGGGCCCCUUCCAAAUAGCACACUAUUCCUUAUGUAGUGGGCAGCGUUUAUGCUAGGUGCUCUGGUCAAUUUUAGUGUGCUACUUAGGGAAUAGGGUGGCGUUUGCGACGACCCAGGCGCUGCUCUGUCUCAGUGGGUUGGUCCUGAAUGCUGCUCUGCUUUGUAUGUAGUGCACUAGAUGGUCCUAGGGAGGAGGUGUCUACUACAUAGGGGGUAGGGUAUCAUUUGUGAGGUACCUGCUGUCUCCAGCCCUCCUUCGGUGGAGGUGAAACGACUGGUGUCUCUCAACCACUCAUCCCUGCGUCCAUGCACCUCGGUCCCGGAACAGGAGAGCAAGGGGCCUGGGAGGAAUGGGCCUGGGAGGAAGGGGCCUGGGAGGAAGGGGCCUGGGAGGAAGGGGCCUGGGAGGAAGAUAUAUUUAUAGGGACUACUUGUAUGAAGGGGUUUGGAGAAAUUUCUUUGGAAAUUCUGUAAAUACCGCCUUAAUGUUAUGUCUCUUCUAUCUUCAGUUUUCAUGUAUUUAAAAGAAAGAAAACAAAAAAAAAUACUGUUUUUGCCCCAAAUGCUUUUAAGCAUUGCGUCAUUUUUUCCCCUUAAAGGAGGGCUUGUUUAACUGAUAAUUUAAUUGAUUAUUCUGUACGUUGUGUUUUUAUACAGUUGAAAUGACUGCCUGUCUAUGGAAUGGGGCCUGAGUGGGACCAUAUUGACUCUAGGAUCUGAGGACCUAAAUGCUCUUCUCACACCCGUACACACUUACAUAUAAGGAGUGUUGUUCAACUCUUUUGGGAGAUUCUGACAAUGAACCAUGUCAAGAAAAAAAUUAAAUUAAGUAAAGGUAUGGCCCUGUUCCAUUCCCUUGGAUUCUGUGUGUAAAUGAGAUUUGAGAUAACAUGUAAAAUGUUGAAAUCCUUUUUUUCUAUCAGCUUGUAGACGUUAAUAUUUCCACUAGUUGUUGCUGCUCAUGGUUAUAAUAAUGGUUAUAUGGAAUGUUCUAGUGUUGCUUAAAACAAACUGCCUGCCCCGCCUUCGCCCCACCCCCAACCCGCCUUCACCCCACCCCCAACCCGCCUUCAC